AUGCUUGCCGCUCUCGCAAGUGAGCGCAAAAUCGACCUCAUUGAUCGCCGGCUCGAUGGCGUCGUCCGCUUGCUGGAAGACCUCAAGCUGAAUUGGCCGCCGCCGGCAUCACAGCCGUCGCAGUCCCAGACAGCCUCAACCUCGAACCCUUCACCAGCGGCAAGGAACGUGCAGUCGUCCUUUUCGACGCCGUCAAGCCAUGGUGCCCAGUCCGUCCCCGCGGGUCCAGUAGUGGAAGGCGACUCUUCGCUGGCUGCGCACUCUGUAUUCGCCAAUGAGUUCCUCCAAAAGGUGGUCAACACCGGGGACCUCCAGGGUUCUGGCCUCGAGCUGCGGGAGACCCUCAACUCUCUUCACCACAUUGUCGACGCCUUGAAGCAGCAGACCACGACCAGUGAAAUGGCGUACCCUCAUGGAAAGCCUACUUCGCGUCCUGUGUUCCAGACCGCCGACCUGCCUCCAAUUAAGAAGGCCGUGGCUCUUCUGAGGACUGCCACUUCGCAGUGGCUGGCGAGCACUAGUUGGAUAUUUGAAUUUCUCUCGAAACAGCACUUCACUGACCUUUGUCUCGGGGUAUACUUUUCUGAUGACCAUCUGGACACCGAUUACAUCACAGUCAACGCUGGCCUCUAUGCCCUUUUCCUCGACCAAUCGUACCAUUGUCCUCCAGAAGAGAAGGAGGAGAACUUGCAAUACGCCCGAAUAUGCAAAGAAAACUUGGAAACGGCCCUCGCAAAUCUGCCGUUGCAUCUGCCCGCUUCGAACGACGUUCUCCUGGCUCUCCUGUUCGGAGCUUUCCAUGCCAUCGAGAUCUCCAAACCCUCGCUUUCGUGGGUCCUGACUUGCAAAGCCUCGGAGCUGUGCCAGACACUAGGAUAUCACCGCGCCUCCUCGAUGAAGAAUGACAAGCCCGAAGACCGAGAGUUCAAGGUAUUCGUCUUUUGGUCCGUCUAUUUUAUCGACAAGAGCCUGUCUCUCCGCCUCGGGAGAGCUUCCACCAUCCCUGACUGGGAUGUAACCGUCCAGCCGCCUGACGUAAAGACAGCUGACAAGAGGGCCCUCGUGGGCUAUUUUUGCCUCUGGAUCAAAGCGGCGCGGUGCCAGGGCAAUACUUACGAGAAGCUGUACAGCCCAGAUGCGAUCAAGCAGCCCGAUAGCGUCCGUUUAGCUCGUGUUGAGAAGCUGGUUUCGGACCUGGAAGACUUAGAAGUCGAGUCAAGGCAGACAGACGCGAAGUGGCUGAAAGCCGCUGAACAAUACGUCGGCAAACCACUGAUGGAGUUUUUUGUCAUCUCUGAUGAGGUCCUGAGGCUCGGGCUCCUCACCAUGGUUUAUAGGGCGGCCCCGCGUCCAGCUGGAUCCUCGACGACUUUCACCGCGGAAUGCAUAAACGCCGCACGAGUUACCCUGGCGAGGCACCAGGACUGCAUGGUAGUCCUCGACAAGACAGAGUCGGCCCUCUUCCCGACGUAUAUCCACUGGACUUUGCUCUUCGCCCCAUUCAUCCCCUUCAUCGUCAUUUUCUGCAAGGUGAUCGAGACGCAAGACCAAGAAGACCUCGCCCGCCUGCACGCCUUCAUCACGUCCAUUAAGAACGCGCCCGCCGUUUCCGACGCCGCGGCCAAGAUGCACCGCCUCUUCGAGGUCCUCUACAGCGUGGCGUUGCGCUACGUCGAGUUCCGCGUGUCCACGCCCCCGGCGCAGCAGGCGCAGGCCAACGCAGAGAUGAACACGUACCUCGCGCAGCUUGGAUUCCCGGCGACGGCCGGCGAUCCAAACGUGGUCGCCAGCCCCGGAGCGGACUUUGGUGGUCACCAAGCGGAUUCGGCGGCGGCAGGCGCUUUUGACAGCACGUUUGGUGGCGGUCUCGGGGAUACGACGAUGCAGGGCGCCAACCCAAUGAUGUGGAUGGGCAACACGGCGCAGCUGGAGGACUGGUUUUACAGCAACCAGCAGAUGAUGGGGUUGCUCCAGGAGCCGAGCUUCAAUCUGCCCAACACGCAAUGA
Verticillium dahliae VdLs.17 is the source of this 2007-nucleotide messenger RNA. RefSeq names its product fungal specific transcription factor domain-containing protein. The record is from RefSeq and is a predicted model, not a curated record. Gene Ontology annotation, biological process: DNA-templated transcription. Bases 1 to 2007 code for a protein of 668 amino acids. Lineage: Eukaryota; Fungi; Ascomycota; Sordariomycetes; Glomerellales; Plectosphaerellaceae. The transcript has 6 exons. Gene Ontology annotation, molecular function: DNA binding; zinc ion binding.